Messenger RNA from Acipenser ruthenus (sterlet), 4516 nucleotides. RefSeq names its product MICAL-like protein 2. NCBI's taxonomy places the organism in Eukaryota, Metazoa, Chordata, Actinopteri, Acipenseriformes, Acipenseridae. The record is from RefSeq and is a predicted model, not a curated record. Gene Ontology annotation, molecular function: protein binding. Bases 196 to 2610 code for a protein of 804 amino acids. The transcript has 16 exons.
GCGCGUUGCAGUGCACUGCAUCUCUACAACUCUAGGGCUACUUUCGUUUCUUUAUUUAGGGAUUUUCCGCAGACUGAAGACGCCUGGACCAAGAAGCAGGAACAGUCAGGAAUAGUUCACUUUUGUUGUUAAGACUUGUGUUUCUUGUUUCUCUGUUUUCUUCUUGCAUUCAGCCGGAAUUUGCCUCUCGGUGGCAUGGCUUCCAGCAUUAAGGCUCUGCAGCAGUGGUGUAAAAUACAAUGUGAUGGCUACAGAGAUGUGACUAUUACGAACAUGACAACUUCUUUUAGGGAUGGAUUGGCUUUCUGCGCGCUUAUCCACAAACACAGACCGGACGUAAUAGACUUUGAUUCCCUCAGUAAGGAGAAUGUGUACGAAAACAACAAUCUGGCUUUCCAUGUGGCUGAGGAGAAGCUGGGGAUCCCAGCAUUGCUGGAUGCAGAGGACAUGGUUGCACUGAGGGUUCCAGAUAGACUCAGUAUCCUCACCUAUGUAUCCCAGUAUUACAACUAUUUCCAUGGUCGCUCACCCAUUGGAGGGAUGGCUGGUAUCAAACGACCAGCUGAGGAUUCCAAGGAACAGCCAGCUGGCAAGAAAAAUCUUCCAGUGGUGGCAAAGCAAUACCCGAGUAAACCAACAACAGAGACACAGAAACCCCCCACCACCAUCACCACCGCUUCCUCCAAACCAGCACCAGCACCGGCUCCAGCAAAACCAGCUGAACCAAAAAAAGUUUUGGUGGAAAGCACAAACAAAACUGGAACCCUUAGCAGCACCUGUGCUGUGUGCAAGAACCAUGUUCAUCUGGUACAGCGACACCUGGUGGAUGGUAAGCUGUAUCACAGAAACUGCUUCAGGUGCAGGCAAUGCUCAAAUACCCUUCUUUCAGGAACAUACAAACCAGGACCAGAAUCUGGAACCUUUAUCUGUACCACUCACCAGCACAACCAAAACAAGAGUACGCCCACUUCUGCAGGUUUUAUAGGAAGGGGGACCUACAACAACACCACUGCUGUCCCAGCCAAAACUGGACUGACCUCUGUGACUGCCAGAAACCAAAGCCCUGCAGUAACCCUCCCAGCAUCGAAUGCAACAACCACCGUUAGUUAUAACGUCAAACCCAGCGUGGUGACGACUCCAGCCAAACCAUUGACGCCAGUGGCAGAGAAGACACAGGUGGCCAGGGAAAAAUUCUUCCAGUCCAGCCAUGUGACUCCGGUUAACCCUCCAACGAACAGAUGGGCUGCUGUGAACGUGGAGACACCUGGUAAACCUGCAUCCUCGCUGCAGACUGCCACUGAUAAAGACAAGGCUCGGUCCUUUUUAACAAAGAAACUACCACUGGAGGGGAACAGUAAUAACAACAACCAUACACCAUUGGCACCUGCAAGCUCUGGAGUGGUCAAAUCACCCGAGUCGCAGUUCACUAGCAGAUUUGGUAGUAAGAUGACUGGAGCAGAUGUAUCCAGUUGGAAAAGAGACAAUAAAAGCUCUGGAACAAGUGGGCGGAGACCAGUUUCUGCUUUUGAACCCUCGACUCAAGUUCAAAUAAACAUAUCUGUACCAGCGGGACUCAGGACAGCAUCGCCGAAGAUCAGCAGGUCAUCUGGACUUCUUCAUGAUCCUUCCAAGAAGGGUGUUGCACUGCCAUCAAACACCAAAGAUUGUCUUUGGAACACUGUUACCAGCACAACAGAAUCUCCAGCAGAUUGGAGAUCCAAAUUGAAACCUGUGUCAAAGGGACCUGUUAUUAACAAUAUUACAGAUACUAAAGACAAACCAGCUGUUUCAUUCACCUCUGAAGUCAAAGUAGACAUACCCUCCAAACCGAGAACCAUAGUUACUUCAGUCAGUCCAACAGUCAGACCUGCAUCUGAGGAUUUCUCCUCGACCAGUGCCAGAUCUGUGCCGCCUUCUCCCAGCGCUGAUUAUAAUAAAGGAAGAUCUUCACCCAGGCAGAACAGCAAUGGGACUCGUACACAUGUGAACAGAAACGUGGAUUUCUCAAAGAGUCCAUCUGAUAAAGAUAUCUCCAGCCCUGAAGUGGUGUCACCAAAGUCCCGGCCGCACUACAUCCCAGAGGAGAAGAUCCAGGAGGAGUUGAAUGAUAUCGAGGCUCAGCUGAAUGACCUGGAGAAGAAAGGUGUAGAGAUGGAGAAAGAGCUCCGCAAGUGCGAGGAAGAUGAAAGUGAAGAUGUUUUGAUGGUAGACUGGUUCAAGUUGAUCCGACAAAAACAACUGCUGAUGAGAAGAGAAUCUGAACUGGUUUACAUAUCAAAGACGCAGGAUUUGGAGGACCAGCAGCCUGGAGUGGAGGGGGAGCUGAGGAGGCUGAUGGAUAAGCCAGAACACCUGAAGACUGAGGCAGACCAAAAACGGGAAGAGGAGCUGAUGUCGAAGCUUGUAGAAAUUAUUAAUGAUCGAAAUGCGAUUAUUGAUGGUCUGGAUGAAGACAGACUUCGGGAAGAGGAGGAAGACCAAGAGAUGAAUGAAAUGAUGCAAAGAUUUGAAAUAAAGAAAGACACCGUAGGAAAAAAGAAAUCGUCUCCAAUUACCAAACUCUUCAGGCGGAAAAGUAAACAGAAACUUGAAGAAACUGUAGCGCACUAAAGCCCAGGGGAACUCUUCUUGUUCUGCUCUUCGUGAACAUUCUCGCACUGAAAGCAGCCAUAGAGAGGUGAUAAGUGUCUUGAAACAUCAGGUCCAAUACUAAAUGUAAUAUACAUUCUUCUGUCUCCUGUUUUGUACUUGCUGUUUGAAGGUAGUUUAAGUGAGGAAUGACCAAGCUACUAAGGUCACCAGCUGACUAAAUGUGACAUUUUUAUAAUUCAGAUAAAUGCUUAGGUCAGUUUUACAAAUUCAUAGAGCAUUGCAUUUGGGCUUCCAAGUGGGUGAAGAUCCACAUAGAGGGGGUGUAAAGUACCUGACUCCACCCACAGCUCAUGGCAGUGUGAUUUGGUUGAAAAUUGUGUUUGUUACUAUCAGUAAGCCAAGAUUUAGUCUAAUCAUUGACCAAAAAGUAAUAAUACUUGAAAGCUAUUGUUACUGAACUAUAUGAAAACUGUCUUAAUUCAAAGCCAUUUUUUUUAUUAUUAAUGCAAUUAUCAUUUUAUAAAAUUGGUAUAAAUGUUGAAUUUAUUUUGUCAAACUUUGGGUAUUACAGUUUUCAUGGGGGGGGGGGGGGGGGGGCCUUAACAGUGCUAAUCACAGCUUUUAAAACAUAUUUCUGAGUUAAUAAUUACAAUGAUCAUAAUCAUAUAUAUUAAUACUUUUACUCAAAUACAUAUGUACAUUUAAAUGAGACUGGUGUGUCGUACAGCCUUCGUUCAUGUUCUUAUCGAAGAUCUACUUGUUCAGCUGUCAAGUAUUUGUACAGAUUUUUGCUUGAUUCCUGAUGUUCUUUGUCACUCUGGAGACAUUAACCUUAGAUAACUGCAGAAUGUGGUUUUGUGUGGCCCUAGAGAAUGCAGCUAUGCUUGCUGCUGAAAGGAUUGUAUUCUUGUUUUUAUGGGUAUAAGUUCUCAAAUGAAAAUGUAACAUUUUAUUUUUUUUUACUUGUGCACUUUAUUUAAUAGACACUCUGCUGUGAAAACUGUGUUGCUUCUUUCGAUAGGAGAACAUUAAAUUAUAUUCUCCAUAGUUAAUACUUUUUAAAAACUAUUCUCAUUUUUAUAUGUUUUAAAAAAUAAUGAUUUAAGUCCACUAUAGCAAAAUGUUUAGAAGUCUCUUGCUGAACAAACUCAAGUACACAUUUAGUACAGCAGCGUGAUUCAUGUUGGAUCAUGUAGUAUUGAAAAGAGCUACAGGAGUAUUCCUAUUGUAUAGUUAGUGUAUUUUAGUGACCAGUAUACAGCACUUUCUUCUUUGAGACUUUCCAACAGAUGGUUAUGUGCAUUUUGUAAUUCUGUCCAGAAGUAAAGCUACUGAAACAACCAGAAGGUGGCAGUGUAACUUCUAAUAAGUAAUAUUCCUAGACCUACACAUCUGGUAAUCUGUAUCCCUGUUUAUAUAACGAAAUUGUUACAGUUCAAUGUAAAACUGAAGUGUCUCUAUAUUUAAUGGCAAUUUCAAUAAAAGUGCCUGUUUUAGACUUCAUACAAUGAUCAUAUUAGAGGCAGUGACUCUGCUUGGUGGUGCUCUUUGACAUACUGUAAAUGGUGGGAAAACCUGGCUUUUGGUUUAGGAGUAUUACCAUAUACAGCAUUCAAAUUAAAUGAACUAAAUUUUUUUUUUACAAUUUUAUAUACUGUAUGUGCAGUGUGUCCUCAAAAACAAACAUUGGGAUUUUUGUUUUAUUUCAACUCGAGUCUCUAGAAUUUUUACAUUGCGAGUUGUUUUAUAUCUUUUUUUUUUUUUUAUUGAUGUGUUUUAAGUGUAUAAAGAACAAAUCCUUUGUGGGAAUACAAAAUUGAAAAUGGAAACACAAAUAUAUUGGUGGUUGUAUAGGAAACUGUGAUCCAUAUGUCUGUCCUGUUUUAUUCAUUUUGUUUUCAACUAAAUAAAGCUUUACUACUUA